UGUUCUGACGGAGGACUCGACUUGUCUCCCUUCCCCAAGUCACUUAUAAUAACAGCCGCAUUCCUUGCUCGUCCUCACCCUCUCUCUCACUCAUCCAAUCCACCCAACCCGCUGCGCUGACUUGCCUUUCACCAUCAUCUCAGCCGUGACCGUUUAUAGAGCGGAGCGUGGCCUUUUCCACCUCGCAGGCGACCCGCUCUUUCUACGGUCCCCCGUUCGCCUUUGCCUCCGUCCCUUUCGCACUAAGUCGUUCACUUCCGUGCCAGAUAAAGUUGAACUUCGUCGCACCCUCUUCCACAACUUCCACCCUCAACAUCUCCCAACCGCCACCAUGUCAUCCUCCGAAGAUGAUAAGCCGCUCCUCAAAGCUUCCAAUGGAGUCAAAUCCAAAGACCAUAUAAGCAAGGAAGUCGACGUGGCCCUAGACAAAGAGUCUCCCUCGGGCCAGCGUACGCACCCGGGAGUUUCUAUUCGCUUCGGCCCCAUGGAACCUAUGGACGUGGACGAGACGCAAACCAACGGAAACGUCAACGGAAAGCGCAAAUCUCGAGGCAGUCUUACAAAUGGGAAGUCUUACAAGGAGGCGAGCAGCUCAGAGGAGGAUGAAAAGCCACUGAGUAAGCGUCGACGCACGUCGCAGAAAGCCAAGCAGACCAAAGAGGAGUCAGAAUCAGAGUCUAGCGAUGUGCCCCUGAAGGCCCGUAAACCGCCGAGGAUUUCGCCAGAGCAGAUUGGUGAACUUUCUGACGAUGAUGUGCCCCUCACAAAGAAGCUAGUCAAGGAGAAGAUCGCUAUAGAGAAAGCUGCCGAGAAGGAAGCGCAGCAUCUGCGCAAAGAAAAGGCUGCUGCAGCCCGCAAGCGCAAGCCGAAGGCGGAGAGCGAGAGCGAGGACGAAAAGCCUCUUGCGAAGAAGAAGCAGCCAGCGAAGAAGAAGGGAGCCAACGGUGUCAAGAAAAACGAGUCCGAGUCCGACGAGCCUAUCAAGGUCAAAGCCACGGCUAAGAAGACGACAAAGACGAAAGCGCAGCCCUCGACGCCUGCCACAAAGGGCAAAUCCAAGGCCAAGCAAGAACAAACCGAAGAGGAUCGCGAAGCCGAGGAGGAGGAAGAGCAGUACAGGUGGUGGGAGGCCCCUACCCAGCACGAUGGUACCAAAAAGUGGACUACAUUGGAACACAAUGGUGUCGUGUUUCCGCCCGAGUAUGAACCUCUUCCGAAGGACGUCAAGCUCAUCUAUGAUGGCGUGCCGGUCACCCUCCACAAGGAUGCCGAAGAGGUCGCCACGUUUUAUGGCAGUAUGCUGAAUUCGACUGUCAACGUAGAAAACCCCACCUUCAACAAGAACUUCUUUGAAGAUUUUACCGCCAUCCUGGAUAAGACCGGACAUGGGAAAGAUGCUAACGGCAAUACGGUCAAAAUCAAGUCGUUCGAAAAGUGCGACUUCACCAAGAUCUUCGAAUAUUAUCAGGCUGAGCGCGAGAAGAAGAGGGCGCUACCACAAGCUGAGAAGAAGGCUCUCAAAGCAGCCAAGGAGGCUGCCGAGGCGCCGUACAUGUACUGCAUCUGGGAUGGGCGCAAGCAGAAGGUGGGCAAUUUCCGAGUGGAACCGCCUGGUCUUUUCCGUGGUCGUGGCGAGCACCCAAAGACUGGGCGUGUCAAGAAGCGGGUGAUGCCGGAACAAAUCACCAUCAACAUUGGCAAGGAAGCGAAAGUGCCUGAGCCUCCUGCAGGCCAUCGCUGGAAGGAGGUCAAGCACGAUCAGGAAGGCACCUGGCUGGCUAUGUGGCAGGAGAACAUCAAUGGCGCGUACAAGUACGUUAUGCUUGCUGCCAAUUCCGACAUCAAGGGCCAGAGCGACUACAAGAAGUUCGAGAAGGCUCGAGAGCUGAAGCAGCACAUUGAUCGCAUCCGCAAAGACUACAUGCGCGAGAUGAAGUCGGAGAAGAUGGCAGAACGUCAGCGUGCCACUGCCAUCUAUCUCAUCGACCGACUGGCGCUCCGUGCAGGCAACGAGAAGGGCGAGGACGAGGCCGACACGGUUGGCUGCUGCUCGCUGAAGUACCAGCACGUCACGCUGAAGCCACCGAACACUGUGGUCUUCGACUUCUUGGGUAAGGACAGUAUCCGCUACUACGACGAGGUGGAGGUCGAUCCGCAGGUCUUCAAAAACCUCAAGAUUUUCAAGAAGCACCCCAAGACGAUUGAUGACGACAUCUUCGACCGUCUGACGACGUCGGCUCUGAACAAGCAUUUGAGCAGCUAUAUGCCGGGGUUGACUGCCAAGGUGUUCCGUACAUACAACGCCUCCUGGACGAUGGCUCGCCUGCUCAAGGAGAUGAAACCGACGGGUACGAUUGCGGAGAAGGUCAAGGAAUAUAACGACGCCAACCGCGAGGUGGCCAUUCUCUGCAACCAUAAGCGCACUGUGACUGCAAGCCACACCAUGUCCAUUGAGAAGAUGCAGGAGAAGAUGAAUGGUCUCCGGUACCAGGUGUGGCGGCACAAGAUGAUGAUGAUCGAUGUGGAUCCAAAGAUCAAGAAGAAGAAGGGGGCCGAGUUUUUCGAGCGCCCUGAAGAUCUGGAUGACGAGUGGGUCCAGAAGCACCAGGAGAGCCUUGUGGAGGAACAGCGACAGAAGAUUACGAAGAAGUUUGAGAAGGACAAUGAGAAGCUCAAGGCCGACGGGGAGAAGGAGAUGCCGGAAAAGGAGUUGAAGGAUCGUCUCAAGGCGGCGGACGAGCUUGCGGCCAAGUUCAAGAAGGAGAACAAGACAGGCAAGGUCGAAGCCGAAGGCAAGUCUCCGUCGAUUGAGAAGCUUGAGGCUGCCAUCGACAAGCUGAAUCAGCGCAUUGAGACGAUGAGGAUCCAGAUGGAGGAUAAAGAGGGCAACAAGGAGGUGGCCCUGGGCACAUCCAAGAUUAACUACAUUGAUCCCCGCCUCACGGUCGUCUUCUCCAAGAAGUUCAACGUGCCGAUUGAGCGCUUCUUCUCCAAGACCCUGCGCGAGAAGUUCGACUGGGCCAUCAAGUCGGUUGAUGAGAACUGGGAGUUCUAAUCCUCUCGGCAAUGAUGGGGCGCCAGAGUCGGUCAAGUGCACGUGGGAAGCGAGACAGGGGGAGAUGGUGGUGAUCAGGUUUGCAUUCUGGAUCCGUGCAUGUUUCUGCUUUUCCUUCUUUUUUUGAAUCUUGGGCUGAAAGGAAAUGGCGUCUUCUGAAUCUCAUGCAUAGCGAGAGGCGGUGUCUAGCCCUUGUCUCUCCCGGCAAGGGCGUAAAGCAUUACGUUUUAGUUCCACGAACUGUGGAAUCAUGGCUUUCACAUAGACAUGGCAGUAUGGAUAUCACAAUUCAACCUUUUUUGGCUAACACAC
Messenger RNA from Westerdykella ornata, 3367 nucleotides. RefSeq lists its product as uncharacterized. Lineage: Eukaryota; Fungi; Ascomycota; Dothideomycetes; Pleosporales; Sporormiaceae. The record is from RefSeq and is a predicted model, not a curated record. Bases 332 to 3055 code for a protein of 907 amino acids. The transcript is spliced from 5 exons. Gene Ontology annotation, biological process: DNA replication; DNA topological change; chromosome segregation. Gene Ontology annotation, molecular function: DNA binding; DNA topoisomerase type I (single strand cut, ATP-independent) activity. Gene Ontology annotation, cellular component: nucleolus; chromosome.